UGUAGACUGCAGUUGGGCUGCGCGGCUGGCGGCUGGGAGGUCCCGGCUGACCUCACUGGUUGGUGACAUGGCAUCCAACUACUGCACAGGUUCAGACCAAUGGAAGAAAAGAGCAGCAAAACUUGAACCGAAUGAAACCCAAAAGCAAGAUAAAGAGGCCUUUGAUUUAUUUGAUGUUGAUGGGUCUGGAACCAUAGAUGUGAAAGAACUAAAGAUUGCCAUGCAAGCCUUAGGACUUGAUCCAAAGAAAGAAGAAAUUAAAAAAAUGAUAGCUGAAAUCGACAAAGAAGGAUUUGGCACCAUUACUUUUGAAGAUUUUUUUGCCAUAAUGAGUGUAAAAAUGAGUGAAAAAAAUGAAAAAGAAGAAAUACUGAAGGCUUUCAAAUUAUUUGAUGAUGAUGAUACUGGAAGCAUAACACUAAACAAUAUCAAGAGGGUUGCUAAGGAAUUGGGGGAAAAUUUAACAGAUGAUGAACUUAAGGAAAUGCUUGAUGAAGCUGAUCGUGAUAGGGAUGGAGAGAUAAAUGAGGAAGAAUUUUUGAGAAUGAUGAAAAGGACCACUCUUUAUUAAUACUUUUUUUUAUUCCUUCUGGAAAGUUGUUAACAACUUCGUAUUUGCUAUAUGGUUCUAUCAUAUCUGAAUGUAUUAUCAAUUUUUAGUUUAUAUGCACAGAUUGGUCUCUUGAUGUCUAAUCCAUGUGAGAAGUUUCAUGUUUCUACCAAUCUUUUGUUAAAUCCAUAGCAUCAAGAGACAAAAUGUAAUGAUUUCUGUGAACCAUGGAUCUCAAACCAGUAUUAAUUCUAACUGCUACUUUUAGAGCUCUAGGGUCUAAAGACUUAGAAUUUUUUUAAGUUUAAUGAAACUGACCCCACAUCCAAAUGAAUUUUGCAAACAAGCAAUUAGUUUCCCUAUUAUUUUCCUUUUGUGCAACUC
This is a messenger RNA of Lutra lutra (Eurasian river otter), 934 nucleotides long. RefSeq names its product centrin-4-like. Gene Ontology annotation, cellular component: centrosome; centriole. Lineage: Eukaryota; Metazoa; Chordata; Mammalia; Carnivora; Mustelidae. The record is from RefSeq and is a predicted model, not a curated record. Gene Ontology annotation, biological process: centriole replication; nucleotide-excision repair; mitotic cell cycle. Gene Ontology annotation, molecular function: calcium ion binding.